Molecule: messenger RNA, 3837 nt
Organism: Drepanopeziza brunnea f. sp. 'multigermtubi' MB_m1
Lineage: Eukaryota; Fungi; Ascomycota; Leotiomycetes; Helotiales; Drepanopezizaceae
Biological process (GO): protein polyubiquitination; ubiquitin-dependent protein catabolic process
Molecular function (GO): protein binding; ubiquitin protein ligase activity
Source: RefSeq, a predicted model, not a curated record
AUGGAGCAGCGGCGCGGCAUUGAUUAUAAUCAACCCCACAACACCACAGCACCACAGCACAACAACACCACAACCAGCCUGCCCUCCGCUCCCCUCCUCUCUCACAAACUGCUCUGCUUUGCCCGGCCUAUUCACAGAGACCCCGAAAAAGCCAGCCACCAUCCUAAACAGCGCUCAAAGAAAGUUGUGCCUCGACCUGCUAGGACUUCCCAAAGUAAAUUGAGCUGGCCUGCACAAGCUCCGUCAUCUACGGCAUGCAUCUUCGAACAUAGAACCAACGCUCACGAAGGCGGCGAACUGCCUAGCAAAUCACUCGAUAUGUUCCAAACUUUCAGCGGCAGCUCUCGCCGUCCCCGACAAGUGAACCUGUCUGGCCAAAAUACAAACCCAUUUGCACCAAACUCGAGAAACCCAGCGGCGUCCGGGACCCAAAAGACCGUGGCGCAAGCCGCGCAAGAGAGACUGCAGCGUCAGCAAGAGCGAGACCGACUGAACGCUUCGAAGAAGAUUCAACGCAUAUGGAGAGGGCAUAGAGCUAGGAGCGACUUGGCAGACUCGCGGCGGAGGAUCUGGGAUGAGCUGGCGAGGAAGGAUGAUCUCCCGGAUCCACACUCGAGGUUGAUUCAGCAACUACAACUUCUGGUAGUAUUUUACAGUCCGCGGAGAGAGGAUGAUAUCGAGAGGCUCUCGAGCCUGAGUCUGGGAAUAUCUGCUUUUGGCUACGAAGCUUUUCUAGCAUGUCCUGAGAUCCAACCUCAGCUAGUUCGACUAGCAAAUGCCACCUUAGAAGGCCUACAGAAAUUGAAAUUUGAAGUUGUAUCAAGCUUGCUGCAGUUACUGGUAGCAAUAGUCGAUCAACAGCCAGACGUGUUCCCCAUGAUAUCUCGCUCUUAUUACACCUUCCUCUCCGAACUGGUUUCAGGCAAUGGAUUUCCGAAAUACGAUACAAACCUAGUGUUGAAUGCCAUCAGGAUGCCCUUGACAGAGCGCAUCAACCUGAAUAACAAGGAUGGGAUCGUCUUAAAUGCUCAUGCAGCAUUCGCGCUGUAUUUUCUGACAACUCCCAAAUUGGCUGAAUCUCUCGGUGGUCUGGCUGCGCUUUCAACAAUUGUCAACGUGGGGCUUCUCUCAUCGGCAUUAGUGCUGGAGCUGUCAUCUGCGCCCGUGGAUCACAAGCAGGAUGACCGAAGUUUGUGGCUCCUGGCGCACUUCAUCUCGCUCCAUCGACUUCAACAUCGAAGUUCUCAAGAGCCAGAAUUCUUACGAGCAUUAUCUCUGCAGCUUUCUCGCUCCUCUGGCGAAAUUGUUGGCCGGAUCGAUGCUUCAGAUCCAGAAAUUCUUCCAGAUUCUAACGAUGGUGGCGAGGUUGAGAGAAGCAUCUCAGCUCCCCUACCUCCCUUUGUUAAAAACGAACUGCUCUCCCUGGUCAACGAAGCAAGUAUCACUGGGCUGCUGGUGAAGUUCAACGUUGACUAUGCCAAGGCAUCCGCUGCAGGAGAGGAAGACGCCAGUUUACUUGCGAGCUAUGCUCUGACACUUCUGAGAAUCUUCCCCCAAAGGGGCGAUGACAUUCGAUUGUGGCUUUAUCUAGGGUCGAUGACGACUUCGGCUGGCUCUGAAAUUCCUGCAUUGAAAUUCUUCUGGCAAGCCAUGAGCUUGACUAAUACUUUUUCUGUCAUCAGAGCCGAUUCCAAGGGUGCGUUGACGUUACUCCGGCCCCAGAACCAGCGCCAAAGCGGUUCAAGUGAUGCUGGGAGAGACAGAGAGUGGCGGACUAUACUGCUCUUCCUCGAGCUCUACACCUUCGUCUUGAGGUUUACUGAUGACGAAGAAUUUCUUAGUGGCAAUGUUCCAGCGUACGGACAGGCGAGUGGGCCAGUCUCUCGUAUCCGUCAAAGCGCACUGCCUAUCGAAGAUGUCAAGCGACUCACGAUAUUUCUAAAUAAUCUCGCUUUCACAAUGUAUUACAACGCCGGUGAGCUGUUCGACGAUGGCCAGUCUUCAUCCGAAGGUAGCAUCGGCAGCUACUUCAGUGCGAAAGCCACCACCUCGAGAUUUCAGUCUUCAGAGCCCGAGGUAAUGGCAACAACCAUGGCAAGGAGGCCAUUCGCUGGUGUUGCUGGGAUGACCUUUGACUAUGUGAGAACGAUUGCGACAGGGGUGAUGCGCAUGCUGUACGAGCGAGAUUCCCGGCGCCCCUUCUUGCCGAAGGAUCACUGGCUGAUGACAUCCCGAUUUGACAUGGAAGGUUUCAUUCCUGCCGUCGUCAUGGAAGAAGAGAGGCAGCACGAGGUGAGGGAGGAUGGUGAAGAAGAAGAAAUAGACGACUUACAAAUGCCUGAGGGCAGGGAAAUCGUCGGUAUGGGAAGAGCUCGGCAGGCUCGGCAGCUCGAAGCCCUCAGAAAACAGCAGCAAAAAGCUGCUCGCCAAAAGCUUCUUGCUGCAGUAGGACCAAGACUGGAGGUGCUGCAGAAUAUGCCCUUCGUCAUUCCGUUCGAGACCCGUGUCCAAAUAUUUCGUCAGUUCGUUCUUCUCGACCAGACAAGAAGACGAGGUGGCAACGUGGACCCCGACAUCUGGCGAAUGUCCAUCAUACAGCAGGCGCAGAUGACAUCUAGACCAUCGGGCCACGAGCUGCUAGGCCGUCACCAUGCCAAGAUCAGAAGAGAUCAGAUAUUUGAAGACGCUUACAAACAGUUCUACCAGCUCGGACAGGGCUUGAAGGAGCCAAUUCAAAUCACCUUCGUCGAUCAAUUUGACACGGUUGAAGCUGGUAUUGAUGGUGGAGGUGUGACCAAGGAGUUCCUCACGAGCAUUACAAAUGAGGCAUUCUUGUCAGAAGAGGCAUCUCCCCGCCUGUUCAUCGCAAAUGACCAGAAUCUGCUUUACCCAAAUCCAGCCACAGUGGAUGAGCGGAAAGAGCUACUAAAAGCCGCAGGGCUGAGAGAAACUUCUCCUGUGUGGAAGGAAAGCAUGAACGAUCUCUUGAAGCGUUACGAGUUCCUUGGGAGGAUCGUGGGAAAAUGUUUAUACGAGGGGAUCCUCGUCAAUAUUGGGUUUGCUGGAUUCUUCCUCCUCAAAUGGGCUACUGCAGGAUCCGAGUCGGGAUAUCGAGCAAACAUCAACGACCUCCGAGAUUUAGAUGAGGGUCUCUAUCAAGGUCUGCUCAAGCUGAAGAACUACCCUGGAAACGUUGAAGACUUCUCUCUCGACUUCACAAUCACAGAUAGCAUAUCCUCAGAUGGCGGACACGAAAAGAUAAUUACCAAGGAUCUGAUGCCAAACGGUUCCAACAUUCCUGUCACCGACAAGAACCGGCCAGUCUAUGUCUCUUACGUAGCGCGCCAUCGUCUGCAAGUCCAACCAUUCCGCCAAACACAAGCCUUCCUCAGGGGCCUCACCGAAAUCAUCAACCCGACCUGGCUCUCCAUGUUCAACCAAUCCGAGCUUCAGACCCUAAUCGGCGGCGAUUCGUCAGAAGUCAACGUUGAGGAUCUGCGACGCAACACACAGUACGGCGGCGUCUACCAGAUCGGCGACGAUGGCCAAGAGCACAGCACAAUCAAGAUCUUCUGGAAAGUGCUGAAGGAGCUUGACGAUUCGGAUCGCAGAAAGGUGCUAAAGUACGUUACUUCUACGCCGAGAGCGCCUCUCUUGGGCUUCUCACAACUGAACCCACGCUUCAGCAUUCGAGAUGCCGGACGCGAUGAGGAGAGACUGCCUAGCACCAGUACAUGCGUGAAUCUGCUGAAGCUGCCCAUGUACACUUCGGAGGCUCGCCUACGGACGAAAUUGCUGUAUGCGGUCAACUCGGGUGCUGGCUUUGAUCUGAGUUGA